Aethina tumida (small hive beetle) is the source of this 2811-nucleotide messenger RNA. It is a transcript of the gene PPP4R2r, whose product is annotated as serine/threonine-protein phosphatase 4 regulatory subunit 2. The transcript is spliced from 2 exons. NCBI's taxonomy places the organism in Eukaryota, Metazoa, Arthropoda, Insecta, Coleoptera, Nitidulidae. The record is from RefSeq and is a predicted model, not a curated record. Gene Ontology annotation, biological process: protein dephosphorylation. Bases 716 to 2230 code for a protein of 504 amino acids. Gene Ontology annotation, cellular component: cytoplasm; nucleus; protein phosphatase 4 complex. Gene Ontology annotation, molecular function: protein phosphatase regulator activity.
AUUUAUAUCUAUAAUACUUCCGCCAUUUUUAACACAAAAUUUUACAAAACCCGAAGUUCUCCAAAAACUACAUUUCAGUAUUUAAAUUUUAAUUAACAUACAUAAUUUUAACCUAUCUCAUUUUUCGAAUUUUUAGAAUAGCCCCUGUAAACCAGCGAAACUUAAUUGUGAACGUUCCACGUAUAACCAGUAUACUGUUUAUAAACAUUGACAUACUGAUUAAAGUGGUCCGACGUAAACAAAUUAGCAAUGUGGGAUUUUCACCGGUCUGUAGUUCACAAUUUGCGCUCCAAUCUCUCCCGUUAAAAAUCCGAUGAUGCUUUCACAUGACGCAAACCACUUACGCGCGAUUGACCGUUGAUCCAAAUACAAACCAGCGACAUUCAAUGCUAAGUAGACAUGCGCCAGCAACAUGAAACUCUAUUUGAACGUAAUUAAUUUGAAUAACCGGCUGUAUUUGUAUACCGUAGUAAUAUUUGGCUUUAAUGAGUCGUUUUUGAGUUGAUUUACAUUGAAAUGUAAUCAGUAUUUAUAAAAGUGUUUGUGGAUUGCCAGUCUAAAUAUAACAAUGUUAAUGGUUUAGCAUUGUUGAGUUGGUACCACUGAUUGUCACUACCAACAUAACAGUUGUCACUUUACUUUGUCGAACUCCGUUCUUUUUGUUUGUGAUCAGAAGUAAUCGUGUUGUUUGUAAAAAUCUCCCCCUAGUAAAAACAUGGAAAACCCAGAGGAGCUGUUGCAGAGCCUCGAAGAAUUCUCGAAAGUGAAACCACGACACAUUCCCGACGAGCUCGAAGGCUAUCUGAUAUUUGUGGCACAAACUGGAGAUCCAGUGUACCAGUGGCCAACAAUAAAAACCUUGUUUCGCCAAAAGUUAAUUAACGUAAUAACCAAUUUUUAUCAGUCUUGUGACACGGUCGAAAUACCCGUAUGCCCCAACGUAGAACUUUUCAAUUUUGAUACAAUGAAAAACUUCAUACUCGAAAAACUAGAUACGUUUGUCGCCGCCCCGUUCACAGUACAAAGAAUAUGCGAACUUUUGACCAACCCGCGUAAAGAAUACAACCGGCUGGAUAAGUAUAUGAGGGCUCUUGAGAAGAACAUUCUGGUAGUAAGCACGAUGGAACCCGGAGGCAGACAUGGUGCCAAAAAUGGAGAUAGUGUGAUGAAUGGGAUUGAUUCUGAACACAUUCCAGAAUCUAGUCACUGUAAUAAUGACAUCAAUGUGGAGGAAAUGGAUGAAACGCCUGCCUGGAAGAAGACCAACUCCAUUAAUGAAAACACUGACACCAGCUCAAAUAUCCAAACAGAGGCUGUUAAAGAGGAAAAUCUGGAUCCGGAAAACAAAGAAGCUGAAGCCUGCAAUGCUAAGGACAGUACUGUUAUUGCAACAAGAAGCACUGAGGAAUCUGUAAAGGAAGAACCCUAUGUAUCAAUAGAACCCGUGAUUGAAGCUACUUGCACAGUCACAGAGGAAUCUGAGACCAGCUCUUCUGUAACCAUAACGGCAGUUCCAGCUGGUGUGCAGAAAAGAAGAAGCAGUGUGGAGCCUGAAGUUAAUUCAGAGGGAGACAAUAAAGAGACCACAGAAAUUAUAGAAGGGCCUAAGGAGCCUGUAAAAGAAACAAACGAAGCAGAAAACAAGCUCGAAGAAGUUGUUAAAGACGAAGACAGAAUAAUUUUGACUUCCACCGAUUCAGGAAUUGAAAAUAUAUCUCCCGAAUCGAGCACGUCUUCGCCUGAAAAUUUACAAAACGAAUUUGAAUCGUGCACCGAAUCGACUGCAGCAGAAACUUUUACAUCUUCAGAACUGCCAGAGGAAAGUAACCCAAGUAUUGUUGACUCAAGCAACGCCAACGAACCAAUGGAGGACGUGAAAGUUAAUGAAGUGAUUGAUCAGAUAACAGAAGAAAAAUUAAGCAAAGAUGAGGAAACUCUGAUUAUUAGUGAAUCUGUCCAGGCCAAAGACUUUGAAGUGAGUUCAUCAGUAACUGAGGAUCCCAAAGGAGAGGUGAGUGCGAUGGAGACUGUUGAAGAAUCAGCUGAAGUAAAAGUGGAAGAGAAAAUAGAAGAAUCACAAACAGAAGCACUGAAGGAAACAAAUGAUGAUAAAGCAAAGGAAGUCAAGAUUGACGAGAAUGAUCCCAAGACUGAAACUCCCAUGGAUGUGGACAGCUCAAGUGAUACAACAGAAAUGGCGUCAGAGGUAAACUCUGUAUCUGAUGUGUAGGUUUCAAAUGUAUUUUACUUGGGGGAUAAGGUAAUGUUAAAAUUUGAGGUAACUGACACUUAGGGACAAAUUGAGGUCAUAAUAGGAAAUCCUCUGUAAGAACUUGAAUAAAAAUUCCUUUAUAAUUUGGUAGUGGUAGACGUUUUCCGUUCCGUCAAAAUAUUAUUUUUGUUCUGUGAUUACUGUUCUAUUUAACAUAAAAUAUUUAAAUGAAAAGGUCUACUUUAGGGAUGCAUUUUUAUACAAUUAUGUUCAAAGCCACAUAUUUAUAUUUUGCUGAGAAGCAUAAAACUUGUACGUUUUACAGUGAUGCCCGUCUCAAAAUCAGUUUAAUUUUUAAGUGAGAGUCUACAAGGAACUAUUAGUGUAUUUUAUAAUUGAACUGGUUUUUGGGACGGGUCCGAUGUAACAUAUCAUUUUAUCAUAUUUUCAUUUGAAUUGCUAAUUUACUAGCCAAUUGACAGAGAUACUCCUUUUAGUCAUAAGAACCACAGGAUUAUUAGAUUUAAUUUUUUAAAAUUUGUAUCUAGUUUUAAAAUGUUUCUACAUAUGAAGAACUGAUUAAAGAUUACUUAAAUUUC